Messenger RNA from Miscanthus lutarioriparius, 336 nucleotides. The record is from the annotation of a GenBank genome assembly. Lineage: Eukaryota; Viridiplantae; Streptophyta; Magnoliopsida; Poales; Poaceae.
AUGGCUGGAAGCAGGCCAGGUGGAUUAAUUGCGGGAGCUUGGACUGCUAUGAUGUCUCUCGGACUAAAUGGCUACUUGGACAGUACAAGCCGUAUCAUGGAAGUUUCGAAGAAAAUACAAAGAGGGAUUGGAGAGAUCCCAGGGUUGUUUGUGAUUGGGAAACCAGAUUUGACCGUUGUGGCGUUCGCCUCGGAUGUUGUCGACAUAUUUGAGGUGAAAGCAAACCCAGGCCCUAUUAGCGGUGGAAUGGCUCCUAUCUACGGCGCCGCAGGGAAGAUGCCAGACAGAGGCACGGUGAAGGAGCUGCUUGUGGAGUUCAUGGACAGCUCUUGCUGA